AUGAAGCGUUUCCUCCUUCUAGCCAUCUGGACCAUACUCGCCGACUUUUCAGAAGCCAUCUCCCUCUGGGAUUCAACCGGGCCAUACCACGUUGGCUAUAUCCAACAAGUCCUGAACCAUACCACCCCCAACGAUCCCACAACGCCUGGCGACAUCUUGCUGCUGACCAUUUACUACCCCACCCCCCAAAUUCCUAACACGACGGUCCCGUAUGUUGACCCCAUAACCGCCAAACUAGCCGAAGAAACCUUCGGAUUGUCCAAAGGCUCGAUGUCCACCCUCACCACAAGACUCCAAUUCGAAGCUCCCACUCUCCUCGGUACCCGUCCCGAAUUCGGAAACGGCACGUCUCCAUAUCCAACCAUCAUCUUCCUUCCCGGCCUUGGACUCCCAUGUGUCGGUUACACCGCAAUCCAGUCCGAACUCGCCUCUUACGGCUACAAUGUCGUUUCCAUCGAUCACCCAGGAGAAGCUCCCUUUAUCCAACUUCCAUACGGCGGAAGGGGCAUUCCAGGAAGCCUCAAUGAGUCGGCGCCUGAAGUACCUAGAGCUGUUUAUGAUUAUCGCGUUUCAGACGUCCUUGCAGUGAUGAGCGAACCCUUCCUUCCUUCUCUUAUUCGCACCUACGGCAUCCCGAUCAACACGACCCACUUUGGAAUCUUUGGACAUAGCAUUGGAGGUGCAGGUGCAGCUGGAGUCAUGGCAGCGAACGAUACAAAGAUUGCAUCUCUGUUCAAAGUAGGAGGAAACAUGGACGGGACAUUCAUCCAGUACUUGAAUGAUAGCACACCGGUUACUGAUCUCGACCGCCCGUUCAUGGAAUUGGCGGGUGAACAGCACUUUUAUGGUUCAGAGUCAUCGUCUGACAGCGAUCCAACGUGGAAGUAUUUCAAUAAUGGGCAGAGUGGAUGGAGGAGGAGUUUCCAGGUGAAUGGGACGAUGCAUCUUGACUUUAGUGAUAUUCCGUUGUGGGUGGAACGGUUGGGGCAAGAGGGAACACUUGGGGCUCAGUUGGGAAAGGCUGAUGGAGUUAGGACGACGUAUAUCGUGGCUUCUAUCCUGAGGAAGCUUUUUGGGUUUGUCGAGGGCAGAAGACUGGACAGAGUGGACAGGUACGCAGAGAAAGUUCCAGAACUGUUCGUGUUGAGCGAGAAUCGACGUAUUUAA
This is a messenger RNA of Marasmius oreades (fairy-ring Marasmius), 1167 nucleotides long. RefSeq lists its product as uncharacterized. NCBI's taxonomy places the organism in Eukaryota, Fungi, Basidiomycota, Agaricomycetes, Agaricales, Marasmiaceae. Gene Ontology annotation, molecular function: 1-alkyl-2-acetylglycerophosphocholine esterase activity. The transcript has a single exon. The coding region runs from base 1 to 1167 and encodes 388 amino acids. The record is from RefSeq and is a predicted model, not a curated record.